This is a messenger RNA of Morus notabilis, 1920 nucleotides long. RefSeq names its product L-type lectin-domain containing receptor kinase IX.1-like. The transcript is spliced from 2 exons. Gene Ontology annotation, biological process: protein phosphorylation. The record is from RefSeq and is a predicted model, not a curated record. Bases 1 to 1752 code for a protein of 583 amino acids. Lineage: Eukaryota; Viridiplantae; Streptophyta; Magnoliopsida; Rosales; Moraceae. Gene Ontology annotation, cellular component: plasma membrane. Gene Ontology annotation, molecular function: protein kinase activity; ATP binding; carbohydrate binding.
AUGGAUUUCUUCAAGUCCGUCUUCACCGAUGAAUCCAGGGAACCCUCUGACUCCGAUGAGCCCCAAAACGAUAACACUCCCGCCUACCACAAGGAUCUCGACGAGUUUGGCACCUCUGUAUGCAGUCCUCCCCACGCCACCAAUGGCAGCUAUACGAAGACGACGCCCACUCGCGUCUCUUUCGUUUACAGUCCUCCCCUCACCUCUGACGGCGGCUGCACGAAGACGGCUCCUACUCGCGUCUCUUUCAUUUGCCAUCCUCCACUCACCUCCGACGGCGGCUGCACGAAGACGGCGCCUACUCGCGUCUCUUUCGUUUGCAGUCCUCCCCUCACCUCUGACGGCGGCUGCACGAAGUCGGCACCCACUCGCGUCUCUUUCACCAAAACCCUCUCUGUUAGGGUUUCUUACCGUCAGUAUGAAACUUACGAGCUUUCUCAUCAAAUUGAUCUAUCGCAAGUUCUGCCUGAACACUUAAAUUUCGGUUUCUCCGCAUCCACUGGUGAUAGAACGGCGACGCACGACAUCCUUUCUUGGGAGUUUAGCUCGACAAACUUUUCAUUAAUCGCGCAAGAUCUUCCGAAAGAGGGUGGUGGAGUGGAUCGAGUCCUCCUGGUGGCUUGUGUAAUUGGUGGGUCUUUUCUAAUAUUUCUUGGUGUUGCGUUGUUGUGUGGCUUUCGUUAUUGUAAGAAGAGAACUAGAUUCGACGCGUCAAAUAUGGAUCGUGAAUUUGAGCAUUAUAUGGGGCCUAAGAAGUUCUCUUAUAAAGAAUUGGUUAAGGCCACAAACAAGUUUGCUGAAGAAGGUAAACUCGGUGAAGGAGGAUUUGGGGAAGUUUACAAAGGCUACUUGAGUUACUUGAAUCUAACCGUGGCAGUUAAAAGAGGUUCUAUGCGAUCCAAACAAGGAAGAAAAGAGUACAUGUCCGAGGUUAAAAUAAUUAGUAGACUCAGACACAGAAAUCUAGUGCAACUAAUUGGUUGGUGUCAUGAGAUCAGCAAAGAGUUCCUUCUUGUCUACGAGUUGCUCCCAAAUGGUAGCCUUGAUUCUCACUUGUUUGGAAGAAAUAGAAGCAUUCUUUCGUGGGAAGUGAGGCAGAAAAUUGUUCUUGGACUUGCCUCUGCACUUCUCUACUUGCAUGAAGAAUCAGAACAAUGUGUCCUUCAUAGGGAUAUCAAAUCGAGCAACAUAAUGUUGGAUUCAAAUUUCAACGCCAAGCUUGGGGAUUUCGGCUUAGCAAGGCUAGUGGACGAAGCCACUGGUCCCCGGACAACGGGGUUGGCCGGAACAUGGGGCUACAUGGCACCGGAGUACAUAAACACGAGCAAGGCGAGCAACGCGUCGGACGUGUACAGCUUUGGGGUGGUGGCGUUAGAAAUAGCAUGUGGGAGAAAAUCCAUUGAACGCAAUUCGGAAGAGGAGGAUAGGGUUUCUCUUGUUUCUUGGGUUUGGGCCUUUUACGGAAGUGGAAGGCUUCUUGAUGUGGUUGAUGAGAGGUUAUGCAUGGAAUUUGACGUGAAACAGAUGGAGUGUUUGCUGACCGUUGGAUUGUGGUGCGUUCAUCCGGACCAUAAUCUAAGACCGUCCAUAAAGGAAGUCAUACAAGUCCUUAGUUUUGAAGCGCCAUUGCCCGAUCUUCCCAAAAACAUGCCUGUUCCCAACUAUCAUGCACCUGAGAACGCUACAAUACAAGUUCCUUUAUCUACUAGUGAGCCCACCAUAACUUAUUCGUCAAUUUUCUUAGGCCGUUAAGCACUGGUAUUACUCUUUUCGUCUCUUUGGUUGUUAUAAUUCCUUUAUUUUCUUGCUCAUAUUGUGUUCGUAUGUGCAAAGUACAUAUCAGGUGUUGAAGUUAUUAGAGAGUUGCGAAAUAUAAAUGAUAUGUAUUAUAUAUUGUAUGUUGAUUCUCUAAAUUUUAUA